GAUGGCGUAACGACGAUAAUUCCAACAAUAACAAAAACAAAAACAAUAUAAUAAUAAUAGUACCAAAAAUAGUAGUAAUAGAUAAAUAGUAAUAAUAAUAAUAGACAAGUGUAUUACUCCGCCGUUGUCCCUGGCAACAAUUUGUAUUGGUUGAUCUACUGGGACUGUGUGGCACUACUUUUGUGUCUCUCGUUUGUGUGGUAAAAUUGAGAAAGGCAAGCCAUUGUCAUAUACAAAGAAACAACAUACCUUCAUUAAAUUGUUGAAUCAAAAUCAAAUCAACAUGUAUCAUCGAGAACGAGAUCCAGGUCACAGAGUUGGUAGUAGUGGUGGUCAUCGAGUUGGUAGUAACAACAGUAUUCACAUGACAAAUACCAGUAAUAGUAGUAAUAGAGGUGGUCAUCAUUAUUAUGAAAAACAUCAUGAACAAAUGUCAAGAGGUAGUAGUAGUAGUAACAGCAGAGGAAGUAGAUUUUCUGGUGGAUAUCGUGGUAAACAACCAUCUACUGGUGGUGGUAAUAGUGGUGGUGGUGAUGUCAACAACAGUUCAACUAAAAAACCCAGCUGGGAUACAAGAUUAUUGGAGCCAAUUAAAAAAAAUUUUUACGUUGAACAUCCAUCAAUAAAAAAAAGAUUACCAGAAGAAGUUGAUAAAUAUCGUGAAUUACAUGAAAUAACAGUUAAAGGUGAUAAUGUACCAUAUCCAAUUCAACAUUUUGAAGAAGGCAACUUUCCAGAUUAUGUUAUGAAAGGAUUGAAAAAACAAGGUUUCUCUGAGCCAACAGCAAUUCAAGCACAAGGUUGGCCAAUUGCACUUAGUGGAAAAGAUUUAGUUGCUAUUGCACAAACUGGAUCUGGUAAAACACUUGGAUAUGUAUUACCAGCAAUUGUACAUAUUAUUAAUCAACCAAAAUCAAUAGUCAAUGAUAAUAAUAAUAGUAGUAGCAGUAGUAAUAAUAAAAAAGGUCCAAUUGCAUUGAUACUUGCACCAACACGUGAAUUGGCACAACAAAUACAAGAAGUUGCAAAUUGUUUUGGUGAAAGUGCUUCAGUACGUAAUACAUGUAUAUUUGGUGGUGCACCAAAAGGACCACAAGCACAAGAUCUUGAACGAGGUGUUGAUAUAUGUAUUGCAACACCUGGACGUCUUAUUGAUUUUCUUGAUAAAGGUAUGACAAAUUUACGUAGAUGUACAUAUUUAGUACUUGAUGAAGCUGAUCGUAUGUUGGACAUGGGUUUUGAGCCACAAAUACGUAAAAUAAUACAACAAAUACGUCCAGAUCGUCAAAUUCUCAUGUGGUCAGCAACAUGGCCAAAAGAAGUUAGAAAUCUUGCUGAAGAUUUUUUAUCAACUUAUACACAACUAAAUAUUGGCUCAUUGGCAUUAUCAGCAAAUCAUAAUAUAUUACAAAUUGUUGAUGUUUGUCAAGAAUUUGAAAAAGAUUUUAAGCUACAACGUUUAUUACAAGAAAUUGGUACUGAAAAAGAAAAUAAAACAAUAAUAUUUGUUGAAACAAAACGUAAAGUUGAUGAUAUUACUAAAAAUAUUAGAAGAGAUGGAUGGCAAGCAUUGAGUAUACAUGGUGAUAAAAAUCAACAAGAAAGAGAUCAUGUAUUACAAGAAUUUAGAAGUGGUAGAACAACAAUUCUUGUUGCUACUGAUGUUGCUGCACGUGGUUUAGAUGUUGAAGAUGUUAAGUAUGUUAUUAAUUUUGAUUAUCCAUCAUCAUCAGAGGAUUACAUACAUAGAAUUGGUAGAACUGGACGUAGAAGACAAAAAGGUACUGCAUAUGCAUUUUUUACAACUCAAAAUAUGAAACAUGCUGGUGAUCUUAUUGCUGUGUUACGUGAAGCUGGUCAAAAAAUUAAUCCAAAACUCAAUGAAAUGGCUGAACUUGCUAAUUCAUCAAAUUUCAAUGGAAAAGGAACAAAAAGAUUUAUUUCAUCAGGUGGUAAUUCUGAAAGAGGUGCUAAACGUUUUAAUAGUGGCAAUAAUGACACAAGAGGUAGUUAUAAUUCAUCAAGAGGACGUGGUGGUGGUUCAAGUCAUGGCUCUGUUAAUGGAGCAUCAUAUCACAGCUCAUAUCAAUCUUAUCCAACUUCAAAUUACAAUGAUUACACUAAAAAAUCAAGUAUCGAUCAACACUCAUCAGGAUAUUCUUAUGGCCAAAAAAGUUAUCCACCAAAUACAUCAUCAUCGUCAUCAUCAGUUGGCCAUGGAUAUGGUGAAGUUGGUGGAGCUGAAGGGGGUGGAGGAAAUUAUUAUUAUCCAAAUCACAAUCAAUAUCGUGGAGAAUAUUGAUCAAAGACUUUUUGUUACCAAAGGACUGAUUGUAUUAAUUAAUAAUAAUCAUAAUGUAAAAAAAAAAAAAAAAACAAGAAAAAUAAUAACAAAAACCAAAGUUAUUAAGAUACUUAAUUGAUAAUAUAAAAUAUUAAGUGCUGACAAUUAUUUAUAUAUUAAAAUAUAUACAUCAACAAUCACAUUAUUGUCAUCAUCGAAAAAUUCAGCUAUUAUUAUUAAUUAACUAAAAAAAUAUAUAUCUUUAAUUGAAAAGUCAAUUUCAUUAUUAAAUAAUAUAAAACAAGGCAGCUCUAAAUGCCCUUUUGUAACAACGAUUAAAUUAAUAUUAUUAUUAUUAUUAUUAUCAACAAUACACAAUUAUUAUUUAUUAUUAUUAUUAUAAAUCUACAGGUAGAACUUUAGAUAAAUUAUAUGUUAAUAUAUAUUUUCAGCAAUAUUCCAAUGAUUAAUGGAAUUUAUUAUUAUUUUUUGUUUCUUUUUUUCUAGAAAUAGCAUAGAAUAAAGUCUGUGAUUCUAUAUAAAAUUAGAAUUGUUUAGUCAAUAGAUUUUAUUUAAAUCAUUAUAUUAAAUAAUAUAUCUAAAAUUUAAAAAAAAAAAAAAAAAAACAAGAUUGACUAUUAUUGCUAUUAUUAUUUAUUUACCAAUGGUAAGUAAAAAUUAAAAAAAAAACGAAAAAUUAAAAAAUUAAUAAAAGUUGUGUUUAAUAUAGAAAAA
Aphidius gifuensis is the source of this 3019-nucleotide messenger RNA. RefSeq names its product ATP-dependent RNA helicase dbp2-like. The transcript has 3 exons. Gene Ontology annotation, molecular function: RNA binding; ATP binding; RNA helicase activity. NCBI's taxonomy places the organism in Eukaryota, Metazoa, Arthropoda, Insecta, Hymenoptera, Braconidae. The record is from RefSeq and is a predicted model, not a curated record. Gene Ontology annotation, cellular component: nucleus; ribonucleoprotein complex; cytoplasm. Bases 284 to 2302 code for a protein of 672 amino acids.